This is a messenger RNA of Solea solea (common sole), 4590 nucleotides long. RefSeq names its product RAB11 family interacting protein 1 (class I) a (gene rab11fip1a). The record is from RefSeq and is a predicted model, not a curated record. The coding region runs from base 400 to 4077 and encodes 1225 amino acids. Gene Ontology annotation, cellular component: intracellular membrane-bounded organelle. The transcript is spliced from 6 exons. NCBI's taxonomy places the organism in Eukaryota, Metazoa, Chordata, Actinopteri, Pleuronectiformes, Soleidae. Gene Ontology annotation, molecular function: small GTPase binding. Gene Ontology annotation, biological process: regulated exocytosis.
AGGUAGCGGCGUGUGGAACAUGGCUGGGAUGGAAACUCACAACACCAGGGAAGUGAACUGUAAAACUUCCAGCAGAGCUGAAGCUCCCACAGGAUUUAGUCUCACCCCUCAACAGUGGCGUGUCCUGGGUUUAGUCACGCAGGCUUAGCGCUAGCGGCAAUUCAUUGUCAAGUUGUGUUUACAGGCUUUAAACGCGGCGUUACUAAACGUAGGGAGAAGUAUGACGACAUCGACCUGGGCUUCCUGAACUGAAGUCAAGCUCCGUAACCUAAACCCAGAGCUCGGCUCAGAGGACGCCGUAGGUGAACAAACACCAGCUCGGGAAAACAAUUCAGUAGCACUCGGGUAUUGUAAGACUAUACGGAGUGACUUUCUGGUGAAGCUUCACUUAGUUUAGUCAUGUCUCUGGUCGACCAGAGCCAGCAGUGGUUCCCCACAAGUGUACAUGUAACGGUGCAUCAGGGUCGGAACCUGCGCGCUAAGGGCAAGAAUGGCACCAGCGACUCGUACGCCAUCAUCCAGGUGGCCAAAGACAAGUUCUCCACCACCGUGGCCGAGAAAAGUGUCGAUCCCGUAUGGAAGGAGGAGGCUUCCUUCGAGCUGCCACUCUUCCACCCGGGCAACGCUGAGCGGUGUACGCUGUACAUCAUCGUGAUGCACCGGGCCCAGGUGGGACUCGACAAGUUCCUGGGUCAAGCUGUGGUGAACCUGGUGGACCUCCAUGAGGACAAGGACCGCAAGAAGACAAAUUGGUUCAAACUGGUGGACAAGUCUGGCAAAGAGGACAAGGCGCGAGGGGAGGUGCUCCUAGACAUACAAUUUAUGAGAAAUAACAUGUCAGCUAGCAUGUUCGACCUUUCCAUGCAGGACAAACCCCGCUCUCGCAUUUCCAAGCUCAAGGACAAAGUCCGUGGGAAGAAAAAGGACAGCUUCUCUGACUCCGCGUCGGCUAUCGUUCCUUCCGUCAGCCAGGUCCUCACCGACAGCGAGGGGGAGCCUGACACGCAGUCACUCAGUCAGUCUCCGGGAACGAAAAAGAGAUCCAAGUUUAAAAAGCUCUUUGUCCCCAAAUCCAACCUGCAGCGCAACACAUCACAGUCCAUGUCCACGCUGGGAACUCUCCCUGAAAAGAACUCGUCUCUCAGCGGCAGCCGCUCAUCGGGCCUCAACGUAGACUCUCCUGAAGUAAAGAAAAAAUUCAAAUUCCUGGGACACAAGCGGACGGGCAGCUCUGACAGCAAGGUCUCUCAGGGUCCCUUCUCCUUACUGGGUCGCUCCAAACAGAGCAACAACGACCAGAACAGCCUGUGCAUCAACGGCAGCCAUGUGUACGCAGAGGAAAACGAGCCCAAGAGCGGAUCCAUGCUCAGUCUGAACAGCUCGGGCCAGGGCUCUGUGGAGGAAAUCCGCAUAAGUGUACCUGACCCCACCCUCAGACAGGAGUCAUCAAAUAGAGCCGUCAUGGAGCAACACCGCCAUCAAGAGGAGGAGCAGAGAAGGCAGGCAGAGGCAAGGAGGUUGGAGGAAGAGGAGAAACACAAGGUAGAGUUGAAGAGACUGCAGGAGGAAGAGGAUCUCAACCGCCAAGAGGAGCAGGAGAGGAAGAGACGAUUCCUCGAGGAUGAAGCGAGGAGGAAGGAGGAAGAGGAGCGCAGAGUGGCAGAGAGUCAGAGGCUUGAGGAGGAGCAACGCAAAGCGGAGGAGCGGAAACAGCAGGAGGAGGCCUCCAUGAGUGACAGGCUGUCCAGUCUCUUUGGCAUGCUCAGAAAGAAGGAGGAGAAAAAAGAGGAGGUGCAGGAAUCACCUCCACCUGCCACUAUCGUUGACACUAAAUCUCAUGAAGAACCAAACUCCCCUUUCUUUACCAACCCCUUUGAGGAUAUUCCUCUUGGCCUCGACUCCAAAAAUCUCGAGCAACCCACCUCGCAUAACUCCUCCAACCCAUUUGACGAGAUUCCUCUCGGCUCAGAUCCAGUCGUCGGCAAGAAUGAAAGCCCAGCUGAUCAUCAGAAACCUGGCCGUACUCCACAACCCCCCUCUGCCAUGGGCUUCCUCAACCGCACUGCUAAAGUGUCUGCAGUCAAACCCAGAUUGACUCAGUCUCUGGUGUCUGAACCCCCUGACAUCCAAACCCUCAGUCCGCCGUGUCCUUCCCCAGAAGCCACUUCUGACUUCACCCUCUCUAGUGUCUCCUCCGAUUCCCCGGCUACAUUCUCCAACCUCCACUCGUCCUUGGCUCCACCGAGCUUGAGUCAAAGCCGGUCUAAUUCUCCGUUUGGGAGCACAGAGAGUUUGGCAUCUGUGGAAUCUGUGGAAUCUCCAGGCGCCAUGUCGGAAAAGAGGAGAACGGCCCUUCUGCCAAACAUCUAUCCUCCUCCUGGGAGCCACAACAACACCAUGAGUGAGAUCAAGAACCCUGCUAAUGCGGGAGCAAAACAGUCUGUGCCUCUUCCCGAUUACGAAACCCUCUUUCCACAGAAGAGGCACGGCGUACAAGGGGAAACUCGAUGGGAUCAUAUCAUCGCAGAGGUAAAUCAGAAACACAGGGACACCCCGCCGAUACUUCUGGGUCCAGAGAUGAGCGUGGAUGCCCCAGCACAGCACGACCGAAGUCCGAGGUCUUCUGUAUCACUGGAUGGUCCUGCUACGAGCAAUUAUCAGACACACCUCCAGGAGACCAAACCUGUGUCAUCCAAAAAAGCAGCAGCCCAUGCUCCACCUAAGCCGUUCUCAUCUCUACGUACACAGCCACCAGAUGUCUCAACUCAGUGGCAAAACCAGAACACUGCUCAUCAAUCUGCCCUCAGACCGAGUCCGUCUGUGGUCCAAGACCCUUUGUACCCGGACACCUCAAGCAGAGAAAGUCUCUCGGGGAUGUCCAGGGACGGAGAGAGGAGGGCGACGCACUCGCUGCCUGUUGCGACACACGUGUCCAGAUCGACCAGCCAAAGAAAUGCAAGUCUACCAGAAAAUGAAAGGAAAGCGCCGGUCUCCGCAAACCAAGACGCACCCACAGCCAAACCCAGACAGAAGAGGGACAAAGAGCAGCAGGAAGAUUCUACCGUGACACCGGACAGAUAUAUGCACCGUCGGACCUCAUCUGGUGAUAGUACGAGACGCACGGACAAAAAUGUGGAGCAGGCAAAGGAGGACUUAUCUGCCUUUGACCCGUACUUCAGUAAUGAGCGUCGCUCCAAAGACCCGCGGACACAGCAGAACAAAGAAGACCUUUUUACUGGCAACAUGGAAAAAAAGUACAAGCCUGAAAGUCGGGGAAUGACAGCAGGUGACCUUGAUGAAAUCUUUAGCCAGGACAAGCCAGCGGAUCCCUUUGCUCAGGGCAGUGAGAACAGGACAGGUGCAGACUCAAAGCCAAUUAGUUUUUAUGCUUUUCAAAGGAGCAACUCGCAGAGACAAAAACAGGCCCUGGCAUCAAAAGCUAACUCGGAUAGUAAAGGUCCCCAGACUCCACAGGAGCCAGCACACAGAGAAGAAACAACCAAGAGUGGAGCUAAUCAAGGCCUCGCUGCAAGAGACUUCACCAAAGAGCCUCAAGCUGACGUCAUAACCCAAAACUUUUACAGAGGAGAGUCUCAGUUUGGAGCUGAAACUGCUUUAAGCUCCUCUGAGUCCCUCCAGAUGAUUAUGGAGGAACCGGCAGAAAGUCUGUCUGCUGGAAAGACACCAUUGCAAGCAAGGGUCCCACCGUCUGACGUUCAGACUGUCAGUGCUCAGAACGGCACUGGAGGUGGUCUAGUCCUGUCUGCACGCAGGCCUCAUCCCGUGAAGCCUCUGACGUCACUUGAGAGUCCGCACACCAACAGCAACCAAUCUGUGAAAGACAUGAAAGUGUGGGACAACACACCCGGAAAGAUUAAGACUCUGGCAGACUCGGGUCGGAGCGGCCCCUUCAGUCAGCUGACGCAGGAUGAGCUGAUCACGCUGGUGGUGAAGCAGCAGACGGACCUGUCCAAGAAGGACGGCAAGAUCGUGGAGCUGGAGGACUACAUCGACAAACUGCUGCUGCGCGUCAUGGAGGAGAAACCCAGCAUCCUGGCCACCAUCAAACCGGUGUAAGGAAGUCACUGAGAGACACUCAUCUACGAUCUAUUAUAAAGGUCUUAAAAGCAUAUGCACUUGAAGAACCAUUUUUUAAUUAGUUUCAGAAUGCUGGAAAACAUCUCUGAACUAUUAAUAUUUGGUUAUUAUAACAAUAACAAGCAAAAAUAAACAAUAUUUAUGUGAGCGGAUGAAUGUAUUUGUUUUGACACUAAGGUACUGCAAUUUGAAUUUAAUUGUUACAUAAUAUACAUAUACACUGAGAUAUAUAUAUGUAUGGAACAUGGGUUGAGGUAUGUUUAUUUAAUACACACGCAGAAAAAGUUCUAUUUUUCUUAAUUAUGACCUGUUUUGAUUCUUUAUUCUGAUUUGUCUUUUUUUUUUUUAAACCCUUAUACGGGGUGUAUACUUUGUGUAAUUUGUAUAUAAGCAUGUUUAUAAUAACCACACUAGGGCUGCAGCGUUUAAUAGGUUAUUAAUCGAUCAAUAAAUGAAUCCUCAGCUAUUUUUAAUUAAAAACAAGUUGUCUUA